Macadamia integrifolia is the source of this 1428-nucleotide messenger RNA. RefSeq names its product nicotinate N-methyltransferase 1. The transcript is spliced from 3 exons. Gene Ontology annotation, molecular function: S-adenosylmethionine-dependent methyltransferase activity; O-methyltransferase activity. The coding region runs from base 149 to 1240 and encodes 363 amino acids. The record is from RefSeq and is a predicted model, not a curated record. Gene Ontology annotation, biological process: methylation. NCBI's taxonomy places the organism in Eukaryota, Viridiplantae, Streptophyta, Magnoliopsida, Proteales, Proteaceae.
CGUGCACUGGGAGCUCCGUAUCCAUUCUCCAAUAGACUCCAACAGUACAAUCAAUGUAAACUAGUCCAAAUCUGGCUCUUUCAGAGACACUCCAUGGGAGAGAGAGAGAAUCAAUAGCAGUAGUAAGAAAGGGUUCCGGAAAUCAGAAAUGGCGGAAGAGACAACAGCGGAGAGAAACAACGCGAGGCUUGCCAUAAUGGAGUUGGCCAAUAUGAUCAGCGUUCCCAUGGCCCUCAACGCUAUCGUGCGCCUUAACGUCCCCGACGCUAUCUGGCAGGGCGGGGUCAAUACCCCUCUCUCCGCCGCCGAAAUCCUCGCUCGUGUUCUCCCCUCAGGAGGCGAUCCUGAGAAUCUCCAGCGUAUCCUCCGUAUGCUCACCAGCUACCGCGUCUUCACCGAGCACAUCAGCGACGGAGACAGCAGCAAGGACCACAUGGUGGUGGUGGAGCGCAAAUACUCUUUAACAGAGAUCGGAAAGACAUUGGUCACCGACGCCGAUGGGCUAUCUUACGCGCCGUACGUGCUGCAGCACCAUCAGGACGCGCUGAUGAAGGCUUGGCCGAUCGUGCACGAGGCCGUAGUGGAUCCAUCAUCCGAGCCCUUCGUGAAGGCCAAUGGAGAAGCGGCUUACAGCUACUACGGGAAGAAACCGGAGAUGAACGAGUUGAUGCAGAAGGCGAUGUCGGGAGUAUCGGUGCCGUUCAUGAAGGCAAUAUUGGAGGGUUACGAUGGGUUUGGAGGCGUAGAACGUCUGGUGGAUGUGGGCGGAAGCGCUGGGGAUUGCCUACGGAUGAUAUUGCAGAAGCAUCCUAAUGUCCGAGAGGCCAUCAAUUUUGAUCUUCCAGAGGUCGUCGCCAAGGCCCCCUCUAUCCCCGGCGUAAGACACGUUGGCGGCAAUAUGUUCAAGUCCAUCCCGUCCGGAGAUGCCAUUUUCAUGAAGUGGGUGUUGACGACUUGGACGGACGAGGAAUGCGGAGUGAUAAUGAAGAACUGCUAUGAAGCACUCCCUGUGGGAGGGAAGAUGAUAGCGUGUGAACCUGUGCUCCCAAACGAAUCAGACGACAGCCACAGGACUCGGGCACUGCUGGAAGGUGACAUCUUCGUCAUGACAGUCUACAGAGCUAAGGGCAAGCAUCGUACUGAAGAAGAAUUCCGGCAGCUUGGCCUCUCCACCGGCUUUCUCCACUUUCGAGCCUUCUACAUUGACCACUUCUACACCGUCUUGGAAUUCCAGAAAUGAGCUUUUCAACUAUAGUUUUUGCUCUUCCCAUUUGCGUUCAUCAUUCAUCCCUCCCCCUCUGAGGAGACACGGCAAUUGGUAUAUACACACUGAAAGACAAAAUGCAACUAUGUAAAAGGCUCCUCUUGGAGAUUGACUAUUUGUGUGGUCGUCAAAUAAUAAAAACGAGGAAAAUGGUUUUCAUAAUA